UGUGUGAGAGAGAGAGUCAGAGAGAGAGAGAGAGAGAAAGAGGGAUACAGAUAUUGGAACACACACACACUCAGAGCCCCAGUGGAAAGGGUGAAAACGUGAGCAGCUGGAAAUCUCGGUGAGGGCUAGUGGAGCCCGCAGCUCUGUUGGCUUCUGACAUGGAGCAGGACCUGGCGAGCAAGAGGCUCCACUCAAGAAUGGAGGCAUCUUGCCUGGAACUGGCUCUAGAAGGCGAGAGGUUGUGCAAAGCAGGAGACUUCAAGGGAGGGACAGCAUUCUUCGAGGCUGCAGUCCAGGUUGGGACAGAAGACCUGAAGACUCUUAGUGCCAUCUACAGCCAGUUGGGGAAUUCAUACUUCUACCUUAAGGAGUACGGCAAAGCUCUGGAGUACCAUAGACACGAUCUCACGCUGGCCAGGACAAUAGGGGACAGGAUAGGGGAGGGAAAAGCGAGUGGGAACCUGGGCAACACUCUCAAAGUGCUGGGACGCUAUGAUGAGGCAAUUGUUUGCUGCCAGAGGCAUCUGGACAUCUCCCAGGAGCAAGGAGACAAGGUCGGAGAGGCGAGGGCGCUGUACAACAUUGGCAACGUUUUCCAUGCCAAGGGUAAGCAACAGCUCUGGGGCUGCCCACAGGAGCCGGGAGACCUGCCAGCUGAUGUCCGAGACACUCUGCAGAGAGCUACAGCUUUCUAUGAAAUGAACCUCUCACUGGUUAAGGAAUUAGGGGACCGGGCAGCCCAGGGCCGGGCUUUUGGUAACCUUGGCAAUACCCACUACCUGCUGGGUAAUUUCAUUGAGGCCAUCACGUUCCACAGGGAGAGACUUUCCAUUGCUAAAGAAUUCGGCGACAAAGCCGCUGAGCGAAGAGCGUACAGUAACCUUGGCAACGCUCUCAUUUUCCUGGGCCAGUUCCACUCGGCAACAGACUAUUACAGGAAGACGCUGCAGUUGUCUCGGCAGUUGAAGGACCAGGCAAUGGAAGCCCAGGCGUGUUACAGUUUGGGAAACACGUACACACUACUGCAGCAGUAUGACCGCGCCAUCGACUACCACCUCAAACACCUGCUCAUCGCCCAGGAGCUCAACGACAGGGUUGGAGAAGGCCGUGCUUGCUGGAGUCUGGGCAACGCCUACGUCUCCUUAGGGAACCACCGCCAAGCCCUGCACUACGUCCGCAAACACCUCGAUAUCUCAAGAGAGAUUGGGGACAGGAAUGGGGAGUUAACGGCUAGAAUGAAUGUGGAGCAGUUGAUGGAGGCUCUAGGGAUGAAGGAGGGAGAUCUCUCUCCAUGUAGUUCAGAAUUCGAGAUGCAGGGUGCCAGGCCAAAGUUCACAAAGAGGAACAGCAUGGACAGCGUUGACCUUUGGAAGUACAGUUCUGAAAAGAAUGGAAACGGACAUGACGUGAACAGCAUGUCCAGGGGGUCUAAGAACCAGCUGUCUCAGUCAAGCAGGAGAAAGACCUAUGCAGAAAGCCAGUCAUCAGAUGACAGGCAGUGGUUGGACUCACCUGUGGACACAGAUGACAUCACAGUGCAAGUCCCGCCCCCGAAGCUGGGUCGUGACCCCUCAGAUGAGGACUGCUUCUUUGACCUACUCAGCAAGUUUCAGAGCAGUCGCAUGGAUGACCAGCGGUGCCACCUGGAUGAAGGUGCCAGUGGGCAGGAAGGGCAUGGAGCCGCCGGAGACCCCGCCCUCAGCGACAUGCUCAGCGAUGCCAGCCUCCUCACAUCUCCCCAAACAGAGGAGUUGUUUGAUCUGAUCGCGAGCUCUCAGAGCAGACGACUGGAUGACCAGCGGGUCAGCGUCAGCAACCUGCCGGGCCUCAGGAUCACCCAGAAUAAUCUGGGCCACCUCUGCGCCGAACCCGACCUGCAGGAGCCCGGCGACGACUUCUUCAACAUGCUGAUCAGGUGCCAGUCCUCCCGGAUAGACGACCAGCGUUGCUCUCCGCCUGAGGGGAGUCCGCGGGCCCCCACCGUGCCGGACGAGGACUUCUUCAGCCUGAUCCAGAGGGUGCAGGCCAAGCGCAUGGACGAGCAGAGAGUGCAGCUGCCCUCAGACAGCCAGGACCAAGCCGAGCAGCAGGCCGAGGUGGAGCCCGCCGCCAGAGACAGCAGCUAGACGCACAGCCCCAGAAGGACGAGAGAGAGAGAGAGAGAGAGAGAGAGAGAGAGAGAGAGAGAGAGAGAGAGAGAGAGAGAGAGAGAGAGAG
Messenger RNA from Electrophorus electricus (electric eel), 2217 nucleotides. RefSeq names its product G protein signaling modulator 1b (gene gpsm1b). Gene Ontology annotation, molecular function: GDP-dissociation inhibitor activity; G-protein alpha-subunit binding. The record is from RefSeq and is a predicted model, not a curated record. Gene Ontology annotation, cellular component: cell cortex. NCBI's taxonomy places the organism in Eukaryota, Metazoa, Chordata, Actinopteri, Gymnotiformes, Gymnotidae. Gene Ontology annotation, biological process: establishment of mitotic spindle orientation.